AUGGACGUGGAUGCCGGCAGGAAGCUGCCCAAGCGCUAUGCCAACCAGGUGAGGGGGGCGAGGCGCCGGGGGCGACGCAUCCUGCCCGGCUUGGCGCUCCCGGAGGGACCGUGCCUCGGCUCCGACCCCGAGACCCGCUGCGGUCAAGUGGAGAAGCUGAUGCUAUCUGAGUGGCUGGUCGACGUCCCCUUGGAUCUGGAGCAGGAGUGGGUUGUAGUGAUGUGUCCCGUCGGGAAAAGGGCGCUGGUGGUGGCGGCCAGGAGCGGCUUCUGCGUCAACAGGUUCCCGUCCCUGCUGCCGGGGGGGAACCGGCACAAUUCAACGAGCGAGAAAGUGUACUGCAUCUUGGACUGCAUCUACAACGAGGCGAAGCAGACGUACUACAUCCUGGACGUGAUGUGCUGGAGAGGACACCCCGUUUAUGACUGCCAGUUCAAAUUUGUGGGCCUGCAGAACUUCCCCUGCUCCUCGGACAGCCUGUGUAAGGUGCUGGCCAUGGACUUCCCCUUCGAGGUCGACGGACUUCUCUUCUAUCACAAGCAAACCCACUACACCCCUGGCAGCACCCCGCUGGUGGGCUGGCUCCGGCCUUACAUGGUUCCCGAAAUCCUGGGGCUCGCCGUGCACGCCACCGGGGGCCGGACUAAGCCACGCGCCAGCUCCAGCAGAUCAUCGAGAGCAAGAAGAGCGACCAAGCAGUUCCUGGAGGAGAUCAACAAGUGGACGGGCCAGUACAAUGUGUCCCCGCUCUCCUGGAACGUGGCUGUCAAGUUCCUCAUGGCCCGCAAGUUUGACGUCCUGCGGGCCAUCGAGCUCUUCCACUCCUACCGGGAGACACGGCUGAAGGAGGGCAUCGUGAAGCUGAAGCCGCAUGAGGAGCCACUGCGCUCGGAGCUGCUCAGCGGCAAGUUCACCAUCCUGAGCGUGCGAGACCCCUCGGGAGCCUCCAUCGCCCUCUUCACGGCCAAGCUGCAUCACCCCAGCAAGAGCAUGCAGCACGUGGUGCUCCAGGCGCUCUUCUACCUGCUGGACCGAGCAGUGGAGAGCUUCGAAACCCAGAGGAACGGGCUGGUGUUCAUCUACGACAUGGCGGGCUCACAGUACACCAACUUCAAGCUGGACCUCAGCAAGAAGAUCCUCAACCUGCUGAAGGGUGCCUUCCCGGCUCGGCUCAAGAAGGUUUUCAUCGUGGGAGCGCCCAUGUGGUUCCGCGUGCCCUACUCCAUCAUCAGCCUGCUGCUGAAGGAGAAGCUGCGGGAGCGGGUGCAGAUGGUGAAGAUGUCGGAGCUGAAGGAGCACCUGCCCCGGGAGUGCCUCCCCGAGUACCUCGGGGGGUCCCUCAAGCUGGACCCUCUGAGCUGGAACUGCCGGUUCCUGCCCCAGCAGAACGGACAGCCCGACCCCCUGGAUGAGCUCAUCCUGGUGCCACUGGUGGCCCCCAAAGAUAACGGCUCCGUCCACGUCCCCGGGCCCAAGUCCGUCACCCUCCAGGAGCUGCUGGAGCAUGUCAGUCGCAAGCAGAAGCGGGGCAUCUACGAAGAGUACGAAGAUAUUCGGCGCAGGAGCCCGGCUGGCACCUUCGUCUGCUCUUUGUGAGUCAGGGGGAGGAAGCUGGGUGCAGGCCAGCGUGGGGAGCCCGCCCCCCUCACUCCAAAAAAGCUGCAUCUCCCCUGUCCCCAUGCUGCUGCUGCUCUACUGACCAACUACAUCAACGCGAGCUUCAUGGAUGGCUACAAGCAGAGGAACGCUUACAUCGGGACUCAGGGGCCUCUGGAAAACACCUACGGUGACUUCUGGCGCAUGGUGUGGGAGCAGAACGUCCUGGUGAUCGUGAUGACGACCCGGCUGGAGGAGGGGGGCAGGAGAAAGUGCGGCCAGUACUGGCCCCUGGAGAAGGACUUCCAGGUGUGCUUCGGGGCCCUGACCAUCACCAACCUGGGCGUGGAGAACCUCAACCAUUACAAGAAAACCAUCCUGGAGAUCCACAGCUCGGAGAUGGGGGAGCGGCGGCUGGUGUCCCAUUUCCCCGUUCUGGGUGCGACACGGUACCCUGCCCCAGCUCGGAGCUGUGUCCAUCCCGGGAAGCACCAAGAAGCGCCGGUGAAACCCUCGGCUGGUGAAGCGAUGCGCUGUUGCCUGUCGCUGUCAGCAGUCCUGAGUAUGAAGAAGUUCGCUGCAGGACCAGGAGAAGGAUCUCUGCGGGGAUGGCAGAGCGCGGAGAGGGGCCGGUUCCUCACCGGCGGCGUGGGUCUGAGCCCCUCCUGCCCGCAGGGUGCCUUCCCGGCUCGGCUCAAGAAGGUUUUCAUCGUGGGAGCGCCCAUGUGGUUCCGCGUGCCCUACUCCAUCAUCAGCCUGCUGCUGAAGGAGAAGCUGCGGGAGCGGCUAAAGAUCCUGUGCGCGUUCGUGGUUUGGCUGCCCGAUGCGCCCUACCUGUAG
Messenger RNA from Opisthocomus hoazin, 2436 nucleotides. Lineage: Eukaryota; Metazoa; Chordata; Aves; Opisthocomiformes; Opisthocomidae. The record is from RefSeq and is a predicted model, not a curated record.